Exophiala bonariae is the source of this 702-nucleotide messenger RNA. RefSeq lists its product as uncharacterized. Gene Ontology annotation, molecular function: acyltransferase activity, transferring groups other than amino-acyl groups. Lineage: Eukaryota; Fungi; Ascomycota; Eurotiomycetes; Chaetothyriales; Herpotrichiellaceae. The coding region runs from base 1 to 702 and encodes 233 amino acids. The transcript has a single exon. The record is from RefSeq and is a predicted model, not a curated record.
AUGGGCAUCGAAAUUCACCCGAUCACAGCGGCAGAUAUCCCGUCGGUGGCAGAUUGCAUCCAGCAGUCAUUCGCCGACGAUCCAUAUCACAUAUGGGCUUUUGAUCAGCGACCGGGUAAAUUCGACAAAGAACGGAACCUGGCAAGUUUGAGAGCCAAAUGCGAAUGGGGCAUGCGGAACGCUCUGUUCUACGUGGCCAAGGACAGCGACGACCCCUCGGGCCAGGUUCUGGGAGUCGGUAUGUGGAUGAAACCCAGGAAUGCGACGGAGCCGGAAACGUGGGCGGAAUGGCUGGAUGGUUACCUGUUGUGGUUCAAGCAAGGCUGGAAUCUGGUGCGGUAUCAGGGCCGCGGAGGAUUGAACACCAAGCGAUAUUGGAUCUGGAAACAGGUGCAAGCCGACGUACAGGCCGAAAUCUGGGACGACCCGACCGGCUACUAUUUCUGCAAUAUCGUCGCUGUCAGGCCUGGCAAUCAAGGCAAAGGUAUUGGACGAAAGCUGAUCGAAUUGAUUACAAAAACUGCUGAUGCCGAGGAUCGCAAAUGCUAUCUCGAGAGCUCAAAGGCUGUCCCAAACAUUGCCAUCUACGAGAAGCUGGGCUUCACCGUCGCCAAAAAGAUGGAAUGCGAGGAGGGAGGUGACAAGAUUGAUCUCUACUGCAUGUUCCGCGAGCCUCGGCCCAAAUCCAAGCCCAAGCCAUGA